UCAGGGUUAGUUUCUCUCUUUUCUUCUCCCAAAAAAUUGGACACACAUUCUUGCCGCAACAAGAACCAUAUCACAAAAUCACAAUAAUCUGAAAAUAAAAUAAAAUGUCGAGUUUCGCUUGCCAACGUCUUUCUAGAACUUUCCGUGACAAUCGUAGAACCGCUACGAUUGUUCUCCUCUGCACCGCCGUUAGUGGUGGCGGUUAUUUUGCUUAUGGUCAGUUAGCACCACCGGAAGUUGUUACCGAUAGGAAAAAAGUGGUGGUGUUGGGAACUGGAUGGGCGGCAACAAGUUUUAUGAAGAAUCUGAAUAGUCCGAAGUAUGAAGUUCAGGUGGUUUCGCCUAGGAAUUAUUUUGCAUUCACUCCUUUGUUGCCUAGUGUGACUUGUGGUACAGUUGAAGCGCGCAGUAUUGUUGAACCUGUUCGCAAUAUUUUUAGGAAGAAAAAGGUCGAUGUACAAUUCAGUGAAGCAGAAUGUUUCAAGAUUGAUGCUGAAAAUAAGAAAGUUUAUUGUCAAUCUAAUGCAAACAAUAGUUUGGAUGGGAAAGAAGAAUUUGUUGUGGACUAUGAUUACCUAAUCAUCGGAGUGGGCGCUCAAGUCAACACAUUUAACACACCCGGAGUGGUAGAGAAUUGUCAUUUUUUGAAGGAAGUUGAAGAUGCCCAGAAGAUUAGAAGAACAGUUAUUGACUGCUUUGAGAGAGCAAAUUUGCCCGAAGUUAGCGAGGAAGAAAAGAAGAGAAUUCUUCAUUUUGCUAUUGUUGGAGGCGGGCCAACUGGAGUAGAGUUUGCAGCCUCACUUCAUGACUUUGUCAAUGAGGAUUUAGUCCAUUUAUAUCCUGGGAUAAAAGAUUUAGUAAAAAUUACACUUCUAGAAGCCGGAAAUCAUCUUUUGAGCAUGUUUGACAAAAGGAUCACUGCUUUUGCUGAAGAUAAGUUUCAAAGAGAUGGGAUUGAUGUGAAAACUGGAUCCAUGGUUGUGAAGGUAGAUGAGAAAGAAAUCUCUACUAAAGAGCUGAAUAAUGGAGGAAAGAUUACUUCAAUUCCAUAUGGAAUGGCUGUCUGGUCAACUGGUAUUGGCACUCGUCCAUUUAUUAAAGAUUUCAUGUCACAAAUUGGUCAGGCUAGCAGACGUGCCCUAGCUACUGAUGAAUGGUUGAGAGUCGAAGGAUGCAACAAUGUAUAUGCACUCGGUGAUUGUGCGACGAUAAAUCAGCGAAAAGUCAUGGAAGAUAUUGGGGCUAUCUUUAAGAAGGCCGAAAAAGGCAAUUCAGGAACACUUACAGUCAAAGAAUUUCAAGCAGUCAUGAAUGACAUUUGUGAACGAUACCCUCAGGUUGAGCUGUAUCUUAAAAAUAAACAGAUGCGCAACAUUGCUGAUUUAUUGAAGGAAGCUAAGGGAGAUGUCCAGAAAGAAUCAAUUGAACUAAAUAUCGAAGAACUCAAAACAGCACUUUCCAAUGUGGAUUCUCAGAUGAAAUUUCUCCCUGCUACAGCGCAGGUUGCAUCUCAGCAAGGAACUUACCUAGCCAAAUGUUUUAACCGGAUGGAAAACUGUGAAGCAAAUCCAGAGGGUCCUCUCAGGUUCAGGGGAGAAGGUCGCCAUCGCUUCAAACCCUUCAGGUACAAGCACUUAGGUCAAUUCGCUCCUUUGGGAGGAGAGCAGACAGCUGCCCAGCUUCCUGGGGAUUGGGUUUCAAUUGGUCACAGCAGCCAAUGGUUGUGGUAUUCUGUCUAUGCAAGCAAGCAAGUUAGCUGGCGUACAAGGGCAUUAGUAGUCUCAGACUGGGCCAGGCGUUUUAUUUUUGGCAGGGACUCAAGUCGCAUCUGAGGAAGUUAAGCAUUUUCCUGAAUCUUUAUUGACGUCAUGAAGAAGGUCGUUAGUUUUAAAUUUCUUUUGAAAUAGGUAAAAAAAAAUGUUUCGAACCACAAUUUCUUUUCUUAAACAAACCUCCCCCAAUUCUUUGAAUAACUGCAAAAGCACACUCGUUGCUGCCUUGUUGGGCAAGGCAUAACUGGGAAUUUUUCAUGAGCAGAUUCGAUUCAAGUAUGAAUUGUCUUUUUUCUGCUUUUAAAAUUAGAGUUGCAGCUUUAGUUUGCCUCCGAGUUUUGGUGAUUAUGUUUGUUUCGGAGCUGCUGGCUUUUACUAUACCCAAUUAUUGACAUUAUAGUUAAUAGUAUUAUAGUUAUAGUUACUAUUCUCCUGUUAUCUCUUCGAUGUCCUUGUCAGGAAAAUUACUGAAACUUUGUUGAGUAGUACUUUUUAAGUAGGAAAUUAUAUUUACACAUCAUGUUUUGUUUAUUGCU
Molecule: messenger RNA, 2308 nt
Organism: Trifolium pratense (red clover)
Lineage: Eukaryota; Viridiplantae; Streptophyta; Magnoliopsida; Fabales; Fabaceae
Product: external alternative NAD(P)H-ubiquinone oxidoreductase B2, mitochondrial-like
Exons: 10
Coding region: 105-1832 (575 amino acids)
Molecular function (GO): NADH dehydrogenase activity; calcium ion binding
Source: RefSeq, a predicted model, not a curated record